Messenger RNA from Trichomonas vaginalis G3, 825 nucleotides. RefSeq lists its product as uncharacterized. The record is from RefSeq and is a predicted model, not a curated record. Bases 1 to 825 code for a protein of 274 amino acids. The transcript has a single exon. Lineage: Eukaryota; Parabasalia; Trichomonadida; Trichomonadidae.
AUGGACUCUCAGGAAGUAAAAGAUAUAACAAAUGGUGAAGAGCAUAAUAUUAAUAGUUUUUGGUCACCACAGCUCAUUUAUCCAGAUAAUAUAGUACCUGAUAUCGCAAUGAGAAGAUUAAUUACGAAAAUGAUCUCUAGCAGAGAGCAAUUCUGUAGUAAAAAUGAAGAAGAAAGGCAGGCAAUGCUGAUGGGCCCAACAAUGUUUGCAUUAUCCAAAAUGCAAGCACCUGCUUUUUGUAGGAUUUCUAUAAUUCCAAUAGACACAGAAUACCCUGAAUUCCUUGUCAGUCCAAGUUUCAGGAGAAGCAAAUACUACAUAUUUCCUUUCAGCAUAUUUGACUGGACAAAACUUGCUUUAGCUAGUGGAAAAGUUGAUGUUAUAUGUGCAAAGAUAGACAUGCAUGAUGCAACUCUUUUUUGCAAAUGGCUUCCAAUAAUCUUUUAUGAUGUUAUCGAUGAAUUGUAUGAUAUCUAUCAAAAGAAUAAGUUGAAUCGCCAGAUUCUCUCUUCAAUAGGAUUCGACAAAGUUCAAGAAAUCGAACUUGCCCAUAGAAUGAUAAAUAGAGAAAAUCCAUGGGGAAAAGAUAUAUCAGAAAUAAUAAUUCACUGUGUUGACUAUCCAGGUAAUUCAGUCAAAAUAGGAUACAAAGCUCUCACAGAUUUUGCAUCAGGAUCUGAUGAGCAGUGUACAAUGGAUGUUGAAGUUGAUGCAUUGGGUAGCUCUGAAAAGUGGGUUGAUAACAGCACUAUAUCCGAACCUUUUGUUGAUUAUUAUGACUUGAAUAAUUGUGAAUCAAAUAUUGAUGAAAAUGAAGAAAAUUAA